UGUUACUGCCGCUCUCCACCUAAAGCUGUCAUUUACAGGUUAAUGUUGUUAUUAAACAGUUAUAUAUAUAUACAUAUAUACAAAUAAGGUGUAUAUAUAUGUAUAUAUUUAUAUGAAUAUAAUCUCACACGCUGUGGCAAACACUGUCUAUUUAUUUAUUUAUAUAUACAUGUAGCUAUAUAUUUCCCUCUUCACUUUCGAAAGACUUUUUUCUCCCCCACCCAGUUUGUCGGUGUCGUCUAAAGAAACACUCAUGGAUCCUCGAGAGAAUUCCGAUUUAUACGAUGGUGGAACUGUUAGUGUAUCUACUGGGGCCAGUCGGUCUACCACUGGUGCCAGUAGUGAAUCAGUGUCCACUUCGGACCGUUCCAUGCCUCAACAGUCUCCAAGUACCAGUUCAAAAGAGAGUGCUGGCUCGCCUUCCAAAUCACUCUGUUCCUCGACAUCGACAUCUUCGGAAAAUGUCCCGGCAGCGACCACCGUCAACGUUGCUCACAGCGCUGUUUUAUCAACUUCGGAACCUGCCACUGUCAAGCCUCACCGGGACACACUUAAAUAUGGGCAGUCUGAAGAACUGCCACUUUUUGAAGGCGAAAAGAAUCAAGGAAUGGCUCAUGAUGUCACUUAUCUGUGCCCUUACAGUGGGGCUGUAAAAGGAACCUUGACUGUCACGAAUUACAGACUUCACUUCCGAAGUGCUGAAAGGAUACCAGGUUAUGAAGGCAUUCAUCACUUGUAUUCAGACCAGACACUGCUUAAGGAUUCCUUUUUCAUUCUGGAUGUCCCUCUUGGAGUUAUCUCCCGUGUUGAGAAGAUUGGUGGUGUUUCAAGCAGAGGAGAGAACUCAUAUCGAAUUGACAUCCUCUGUAAAGACAUGAGGAAUUUGAGAUUUGCCCACAAACAGGAAAACCAUUCUCGCAGACAAGUCUUUGAGAAGAUUCAACUAUAUGCUUUUCCAAUUACCAACAAAUUUGUGAGUAGAGACAUAUCUUUUCUUUCUUUAUUUCAUAUUCAUGGAAAGUGGACGUUAAACGAUGAUGAUGUAUUUGUGUUUCCUUUACAGGGGAUACCGAACACUUGGCGAAUCAGCCGUGUUAAUGAAAACUAUGAGCUGUGUGAUACAUACCCAAGUUUGCUGGUUGUUCCUAAAACGGCUUCCGAUGAGUAUUUGCGUCAUGUUGCUGGAUUCCGUAGCAGAGGACGUCUUCCAGUGAUGUCAUGGAUCCACCCAGAGUCGCAGGCGACCAUCACUCGUUCCAGCCAACCUUUGGUCGGAGUCACUGGCAAGAGGAAUAAAGAAGAUGAACAAUACAUUCAGAUGAUUAUGGAUGCAAAUGCCCAGUCGCACAAACUGUUCAUCAUGGAUGCUCGACCCAGUGCAAAUGCCAUGGCCAACAAGGCUAAAGGAGGGGGGUAUGAGAACGAGGAUGCUUAUCACAAUGCUGAGCUGAUUUUUUUUGAUAUUCCUAACAUCCAUGUGAUGAGAGAGAGUUUAAGAAAGUUAAAAGAUGUGUGUUUCCCCAACAUCAAUGAAACUCACUGGUUGUCCAAUAUUGAGUCGACACGCUGGCUGGACCACAUCAAGCAAAUCUUAGCUGGUGCUGUUCGUAUUGCUGACAAAGUGGAAUAUUACAAGACUUCUGUAUUAGUUCAUUGCAGCGAUGGUUGGGACCGAACUGCUCAGCUCACCUCUCUUGCAAUGAUCAUGCUGGAUCCAUAUUAUCGAACUGUGAAGGGGUUUGAAAUCCUAAUAGAAAAAGAGUGGCUCAGUUUUGGACAUAAGUUCGCUCAAAGAAUCGGGCAUGGUGAAGACAAACACUCAGAUGCGGACCGUUCUCCUGUAUUUUUGCAGUUUAUUGACUGUGUGUGGCAAAUGGCCAAUCAGUUUCCAAUUGCUUUUGAAUUCAACGAAUACUUUUUGAUUACCAUCAUGGACCAUCUGUAUUCAUGCCUCUUUGGAACAUUCUUGUACAAUUCUGAACAACAACGAGUUAAAGAGGAACUGAAGACAAAAACCCAUUCCCUGUGGGGUUACAUCAACAGCAGCGUAGAGGAUUAUCUUAAUCCUCUCUAUGCCACUUACCUAGACCAACAUGUCUUACUACCAGUUGCCAGUAUGAGGCAGUUAGAACUUUGGAUUGGAUAUUACUGCCGAUGGAACCCAUGCCUAAGGCCACAGGAACCAAUCCACCUCCGGAAUAAUGUGUUGCUGAAGCUGAAGAACCAUUUGCAGAAGGAGUAUGAAAGUCUGAUGAAAGAACAAGAAAGCAGGAAUGCCCGUGGCACAAGCAGUAGCAGCAGCAGCCAGGCUGUGAAUUCUACAGCUUCAAUGUCUUCAAGUUCAGCUCAGAGGGUAGCGUCUCCCGUUAGCACCUGAGAUUGUCAAAACAGUCUCAAGAAACGAUUUUUGAAGAAUAUAGAAAAUGCAAAAAUAAAACAAAAAAUUAUGUGUAUUGAGGUAUAAAAAAAUAUUAAAAAAAUAAACAAUGUGAGCAUGCUUGUGUAUAUGCUUGUAUGAGUGGUGAUUGUGUGUGUGUAUAGAUAAAUGUGUGUGUGUGUGUGUGUGUGAAUGAAUAAAUAAAUAAAUGUAUGUAUUUUUACCCAAUUUUAUGUGUAAACAUACAUUGUUACAUACUCAUACAUGAAGCAUAAACACUCAUAUAUGUAUAUGUGUAUACAUAUGUAUGUAUGCAUGUAUAUGUAUAUAUGUAUAUUUGUAUGUGUAUAUAUAUAUAUAUAUAUAUAUAUAUAUAUAUAUACACAUGUAUAUAUAAAUAAAAAUGUAUGUAUAUAUAUAUAUAUAUAUAUAUAUGUGUGUACAUGUGUGUGUAUAUAUAUGUGAGUGUAUAUGUAUGUGUGUAUAUAUGUGUAUAUAUAUUCAUGUAUGUGUGUGUAUAUAUAUGUAUGUGUGUGCAUAUGUAUGUGCGUGUGUGUGUAUAUAUGUAUGUAUAUAUUUGUAUGUAUAUAUAUAUAUGUAUGUAUAUAUAUAUGCAUAUAUAUAUAUAUGUAUGUAUGUUUGCAUGUAUGUAUGCAUGUAUGUCUGUAUAUAUGUAUGUAUGUAUAUAUUUGUAUGUAUAUAUAUAUAUAUAUAUGUGUAUGUAUAUGCAUAUAUAUAUGUAUGUAUGUUUGCAUGUAUGUAUGCAUGUAUGUAUAUAUAUAUGUAUGUAUGUAUAUAUUUAUGCAUAUAUAUGUGUAUAUAUAUAUAUAUAUAUAUAUAUAUAAUAUAUGUAUAUGUAUGUAUACAUUUAUGUGUGUAUGUAUAUAUGUAUGUAUACAUAUAUGUGUGUAUGUAUAUAUGUAUGUAUACAUAUAUGUAUGUACAUAUAUAUGUGUGCAUGUAUAUAUGUGUAUGUAUGUAUAUAUAUAUAUACAUAUAUAUAUAUAUAGUGUUUAUGUAUAUAUAUAUGUAUAUGUAUGUAUAUAUGUAGGUGAUUAUAUGUAUAUGUAUGUAUAUAUAUAUAAUAUAUGUAUAUAUAUUUAUGUAUGAACUCCACUCCUGUAUGUUUGAAGAUCUAUUUUGUAAAUAUUUAAAAAAACAAAAGCCUUAACAAAUAACAAUGAAAAGCUGCAAAAAAAAAAAAAAAUCAACAUCACUUUCUUAUUUGCGCUAUAUAUAUUAAUCCCAUACACAUACGCACAUAAACAUUUAUAGGUCACGCAUAUACAGACACACACAUGUAAAUCUAUCUGUUUGUCUGUCUGUCUGUCUGUAUGUAUGUAUACACACAUAUAUAAUUCACUUAAUAGCUGGAAAUGGCCUUUGUUAUGAGAUUACAAAACCAUAAUAUGAGUCAGUAUUCUUGUCUUUUAUAAUAUAAUAUUUGUAUUUUAUUUAUUCUUUUUUGUUUUCUCUAAAAAAUUCCUCAAUUAAGAAUUCUGCCUUUUUUUUUUUUUUUUUUUACUCUGGAAUACCCAGCAAGUAUGUGGUUUUACCAGUAUGCAUGUGGAAUAAAUGUCUGUUGAUACUUCAAGUGCAUCUUGCUUACUCUUCUCCUUCAUACGCCAUGGCCUGUUAAGGACUCUCUUUCUUUCUCGUAACCCACACCAGAACACAGAGGCAAAGCGAAUAAAAAUUUUAAACUGCACACAACAUGAAAUCUUUCAAACACUGCACUGAUGCACUUGGAACUCUCUGUGAGAGGUUGUGCUUGCUAUGUGCCCUGACUGAGCAGGUAGAGCUAAGGUUCAUCAUGUAGAUUAUCAUUAUCUUAAGUUUGCCUUCAUUUAUUUAAGAACUGUGUGUGUGUGUGUGUGUGUGUGUGUGUGUAUGUAUGUAUGAUUUUUGCAUGCAUAUGAAUACAUACAAAGUUGAAGACUUGGUAGUAUCUUAUAUACACAUGUAGAAGAGAUGUGUGUGUGUGUGUGUGUGUGUAUUCAAGUGCAAUGGAUGCCAUGUAGCAACUGGGAUUUCACUGAUGGCAUUCAAUUUCUUUGUAAUGUACGAAAUACACACACAUGCAUGCAUACAAAUAUACCUUCACACAUACACACACAGACAUUACAUGCACACGCUUGUGUUUGAAGUGUUUAGUGUGAGAUUGGUAUGUACAUCUAUGCAUCUCUGAGUAUAUUCACACGCAUACACACAUGAACAUAGACAUAUUUUUACAUAUGCACACACACACACACACACACAUUACCAUCAAAUAUACAUUCACUAUAUGUAUGUAUGUGUGUGUGUGUAAUGUUUGAAAGAGAGAGAGAAACUAGCUGUUUGUGUGCAAAUGAAUCUUAUCAUAUCUCUCAACUAUUAUUUUAAUUAAAAGCAGUGGAUAUUUCGAAUAAGAACCAUGGAGAUUAAAUGCAUUCUGGAAUUCAUUUCCAUUUCUCAUGGUUCCACAUUCAAAUUCCAUCCAGAUGGGGUUGAUAGAAUAAUUAACCCUAAAUGCUUAAUUGGAAUCAAUCUAAUUUUAACUAUUCUUUCAUCCCACCAAAUACUUAUUGUUCAAUAAUUACUCUUUUAAUUACCAUUACAAAAAAAAAAAACCCAAAAAGCAAACAAAGACCCCAAAAUUCAGUGCUUCAUUUUUUUUUUUAAAUAAUUUUAUACAGCAUUUUGUGUGCAAGCUUUUGUGUCAACAAUAAAUAUAUUUUAUCUUAAA
This is a messenger RNA of Octopus bimaculoides (California two-spot octopus), 5102 nucleotides long. RefSeq names its product phosphatidylinositol-3,5-bisphosphate 3-phosphatase MTMR2. NCBI's taxonomy places the organism in Eukaryota, Metazoa, Mollusca, Cephalopoda, Octopoda, Octopodidae. The record is from RefSeq and is a predicted model, not a curated record. Gene Ontology annotation, molecular function: phosphatidylinositol-3-phosphate phosphatase activity; phosphatidylinositol-3,5-bisphosphate 3-phosphatase activity. Gene Ontology annotation, biological process: phosphatidylinositol dephosphorylation. Gene Ontology annotation, cellular component: membrane; cytoplasm.